GUUCCACCUUCCCCUUGCCUCCUCCCUCUUUCUUUGGCUCCGGAGAAGCUCAGUUCCGGACUUCCGAAGACCUUUUACGACGUUGGGUCUUAGAGUCUGUCUCUGCUCCAGGUCCACUUUUCGGCAAAGUGACGUGGACGUCAACAGCAAUGGCGGAAGGAGAAGACGUCCAGCCACUGCCUACCUUGAGCGGCGACGGCUGGGAACGGGAUCUUGAAGAAGCUCUGGAAGCAGGAGGCUGUGAUCUUGAAACUUUGAGAAAUAUAAUUCAGGGGAGACCACUGCCUGCUGAACUAAGGGCCAAAGUCUGGAAGAUUGCUUUGAAUGUCGCGGGAAAAGGUGAUAGUUUGGCAUCAUGGGAUGGUAUUUUAGACCUUCCAGAACAGAACACUAUUCAUAAAGAUUGCUUAGAGUUUAUUGACCAGCUUUCAGUGCCAGAGGAAAAGGCAGCACAGUUACUUCUGGAUAUUGAAUCUGUAAUUACCUUUUAUUGUAAAUCACGGAAUAUAAAAUAUAGCACAUCCCUUAGCUGGAUACAUCUACUGAAACCAUUGGUGCAUCUUCAACUGCCACGGAGCGAUUUAUACAACUGCUUUUAUGCUAUCAUGAAUAAGUACAUCCCCAGGGAUUGUUCCCUGAAGGGGAGACCAUUUCAUCUCUUCCGAUUACUCAUCCAGUACCAUGAGCCUGAGCUUUGUUCUUUUCUUGAUACUAAGAAAAUUACUCCAGACUCCUAUGCACUCAACUGGCUUGGAAGCCUUUUUGCAUGUUACUGUUCCAUUGAAGUCACUCAGGCAAUAUGGGAUGGAUAUCUACAACAAGCGGAUCCAUUUUUUAUUUAUUUCUUAAUGCUAAUUAUCCUUGUGAAUGCAAAAGAAGUUAUUUUGGCACAAGAGUCAGAUAGCAAAGAAGUUGUUAUUCAGUUCUUGGAAAAUACUCCAUCCAGUUUGAAUCUAGAAGAUAUAGAAGACCUUUUCUCUCUGGCACAGUAUUAUUGUAGUAAAACACCAGCUUCUUUUAGGAAGGAUAAUCAUCAUCUCUUUGGUAGUACUUUGUUGGGAAUUAAGGAUGAUGAUGCAGAUCUGAGUCAGGCUCUUUGUAUGGCCAUUUCAGUGUCAGAGAUCCUUCAAGCAAAUCAGCUUCAAGGGGAAGGAGUCCGAUUCUUUGUGGUGGAUUGCCGUCCAGCUGAGCAGUAUAAUGCUGGGCAUUUAUCAACUGCUUUCCACUUAGAUUCAGAUCUGAUGCUCCAGAAUCCAUCCGAGUUUGCACAGUCAGUAAAGUCCUUGCUGGAAGCACAGAAGCAGUCCAUUGAGUCCGGCUCCAUAGCUGGUGGGGAGCAUCUCUGUUUUAUGGGUAGUGGCAGGGAGGAAGAAGACAUGUAUAUGAACAUGGUCCUGGCACACUUUUUACAGAAAAAUAAGGAAUAUGUGAGUAUUGCCAGUGGAGGAUUUAUGGCACUGCAGCAGCACCUGGCAGACAUUAAUGUGGAUGGGCCAGAAAAUGGAUAUGGCCAUUGGAUUGCUAGUACCUCAGGGUCAAGGAGCAGUAUCAAUUCUUCUGUUGAUGGUGAAUCUUCUAAUGGCUCAAAUGAUAGAGGAAUGAAAUCACUAGUAAAUAAAAUGACUGUGGCUUUGAAGACAAAAUCAGUUAAUGUCAGGGAAAAAGUUAUCAGUUUUAUUGAGAAUACAUCAACUCCUGUGGACCGAAUGUCUUUCAAUCUUCCUUGGCCAGACAGAUCAUGUACAGAGCGGCAUGUCAGCAGCAGUGACAGAGUGGGCAAGCCUUACCGUGGUGUAAAGCCUGUUUUCAGCAUUGGGGAUGAAGAAGAAUACGACACAGAUGAAAUUGACAGUUCUUCAAUGUCAGAUGACGAUAGAAAAGAAAUUGUAAACAUUCAGACUUGGAUAAACAAGCCAGACAUCAAGCAUCAUUUUCCUUGUAAAGAAGUGAAAGAAAGUGGACACAUGUUCCCUAGUCAUCUGUUGGUUACGGCAACACAUAUGUACUGUUUAAGGGAGAUUCUUUCAAGGAAAGGAUUGGCUUAUAUUCAGUCUCGACAAGCACUUAAUUCUGUAGUUAAAAUCACAUCCAAAAAAAAACAUCCUGAGUUAAUUACCUUCAAAUAUGGAAACAGCAGUGCUUCAGGAAUAGAAAUCUUGGCUAUUGAAAGGUAUUUGAUUCCAAAUGCAGGGGAUGCUACCAGAGCCAUAAAACAACAGAUCAUGAAAGUUUUGGAUGCUUUGGAAAGUUAAUAUAUUAAGAAAAUUAUUUAAAUGAAAUUAAGGCAACCAAGAGAAACAUGAACAUAUAUUUCCUGACUGAAUACUAACCAGAGACCUUUCAUUUACUCAUGGGGGUGCUUGACUAGCAGGUCUAAGUGUAAAUUAUUAUUAUCGAUUUCUGGAUGGUUAAAUUUUUAAAAAUUUUCUUUUGUGUUUUCGGUUUUAUAAAAUGAUUUAUUAUAAAGGCCAGUUAUUAAAUGACUUUGAAGUAACUGCCAUUGUGCCCCUAUGGACCAAGGGUACAGAAUGCAGUUCUGUUUUGAAGAGCUGUUUUAAGGGAACAUAUAUCACUUUCAGGUUUUCAAACAACCAUAAACUUAUAUAUUUGCAAUGUCUUCACUGAAAAUUAGAGAUAAAAUUAGUUAAAGAGACUUCCUUAACUGUUAAACUUAAUUUUACCCACUGAGCAAUAUCAAAAACUAAAAACAGGUUAAUAAUUAGUUCACUGUUUCUGUUCUUAAGAAGAAUAAAAUCUUUUUAAUUAAUUGAAUGAAGAUUCCAGCCAAUUCAAAAUAUAGUCCAGCUAAUGAGCUAAGUCAUCUUUGCUCCAUUAUGUAAUUAUUUGGACACUGAAAUACCAAAGUAUGCCAAGCAUUUCUGAGUUCUUCAGAAAUACCAUACUUCAUUUUGAUGAUUUCUGAAAAGCAAUUUAAAACAUUAUAAGUAGGUAGCAUGUUAAGAUCAAAAUUAUCAUUUGGGGGACAGAAUUGUAUCUGUAAAAACAUCAUUGAUCUUUAUUACAAGUGGAUAAUUUUUAGGAUAUUUCAAAACUAGUGUUGAGCACAGAUUGAUUUAGUCUCCUUGAGAUGAUGACCAUCUGUGACCACACUCAAUAUCCACUUAAAUAAAAGCCAAAUAAUCAGAGAGAUGUAUAAUUUUCAAUCACAUAAUUUAUAUCACUUUCUGAAAUUCCUUUUUCUUCAUUUGGCUUUGUCUUCUCAUUAAAGUUCCAGGGGUUUGAAACUUAUUAUUCUGUUAAUAAAACUGAAGUGAUAUGCUUUAUUUUACAGCUUUAUCAGCUUAAUUUACUGUGGCCCAUAUUAAUUACAUGUAGUAAGAGAUCCAGAAACAUCUUUGGGGCCAUGGGAUGAUUUUUGUAAAACCCAUUUGGGAAAUAGCAAAUAUAAUCUGCCAUGUCCUAAAAUGUAAGAUUAUCUCUAAGGGAUUGAUAGAAGUAUCUAGAAUGUACCCUGUUAAUAACCAGUUAUUUUAAUGGAAAUCAAGUGAAUAGAAGACAACAUAAUUCAAGAAAUUUUAUUCUGAUAUCUAAAUAAAAACAGUUUGAGUGAUUGAAGACAUUUGCAUGAAAUUGCACCUGGUGCAAUACUUGAUAUUUAUAAUCUCCCCAAAAACUGUUGUAUUGCACUUUUUCCCUUUUCUUGGCACCCCCCUAGAGAUGUCCUGAAGUCUGAUUCUUUUGCCCAUUUCAGUCAUGGGACUUUUUUCACAAUAUAAAUGUAAAGAUGUUUGUGUUACUGUUUAUAAAUUACAAUUGUAAAUAAACUGGUACAAUUUGCUGAAAA
Molecule: messenger RNA, 3805 nt
Organism: Marmota monax (woodchuck)
Lineage: Eukaryota; Metazoa; Chordata; Mammalia; Rodentia; Sciuridae
Gene: Tbc1d23
Product: TBC1 domain family member 23
Exons: 19
Coding region: 150-2252 (700 amino acids)
Biological process (GO): retrograde transport, endosome to Golgi; embryonic brain development
Cellular component (GO): trans-Golgi network
Source: RefSeq, a predicted model, not a curated record